This is a messenger RNA of Lingula anatina, 1936 nucleotides long. RefSeq lists its product as uncharacterized. The record is from RefSeq and is a predicted model, not a curated record. Gene Ontology annotation, cellular component: cytoplasm. Gene Ontology annotation, biological process: protein repair; response to oxidative stress. NCBI's taxonomy places the organism in Eukaryota, Metazoa, Brachiopoda, Lingulata, Lingulida, Lingulidae. Gene Ontology annotation, molecular function: peptide-methionine (R)-S-oxide reductase activity.
UCGGAAAGGGCCUCAGGUGCCUGGAAGCCGAACUGUAGAAGUUCGGUGAAAGUAAUCGAUGAUUUUGGAAGAAGAUAGUUUUUCCACAUGUGGCCAUCCCAGCUGUAACUUCUCACCACACUUUUCAAUAUGAACAUUUUGCGCCUUGCCGCAAAGAAAGAACCACUGACCCCUGUGCUACAAAAAGCCAAAAUGUCAUGUCAAGAUGAUGGCUCCUGUCCCAAGAAAAUAGACAAAGCGGAGUUGAAAAAACGCCUCACCCCACUACAGUACCGAGUGACACAGGAGAAGGGAACAGAAAGUGCCUUUUCUGGGAAAUAUGUCAAAGUAACAGAUGAAGGUGUAUUUAAUUGCAUAGUCUGUAACAGCACCCUAUUCUCGUCUGAAAGUAAAUUUGACUCUAAAUCUGGCUGGCCGUCUUUCUCUGAUGUCUAUGAGCGAGGCAGGGUAGCGCUUAUUGAUGACUAUUCUCAUGGUAUGCACAGAUUGGAAGUAAAAUGUAAAAAAUGUAACGCACAUCUCGGUCAUCUCUUUGACGAUGGUCCACUGCCAACAAAACUUCGUUACUGUGUGAACUCUGCUUCAUUGGACUUCAAGAAGUGGACUACUGUAUGACCUCUGGUUGACCCUUAUGUGACCUUUUGGUGACCUUUUGAUGACCUUGAUUUUUGACCUUGUUCAUCUGUUUGAAGACAGACUACAAGCAACUGAGCAUAAAUCUUCGCAUUGGACUUCAGGAAUUGGGGGAAAUGCAGUGGUCUUGUCUGUUUUUUAUGUGGCUUUUGCUUGAUUAAGAUGUUUGAGGGUUUUUUCCCCUGUUGAUUGGAAGAUGGAUCAUGUACCAAUUUGAAUGCCAUAUUUGUUAUUAGUAUUUGAAAAUUAAUUCAGUUUGUUUUAUCUAACUGCUUUAAAGAGCGCUGUUAAAACCAGCCCUAGAAGAAGUUGUGCCAAUGUAAGGUACUUUUAUAUUUAAACAAUGUAUGUACUGCUUUUUAUUUAUUUAAUUGUUAUGCUUCUAUUUUCUGCAGCUUGCUGUUCGAUUAAUGACUUAUGUUGAUCUCAGAUUCAAGCAGCUGUGGAAAUUUUAAUCAAAUUGUGGUGUCAUUAAUUAGUUACAAAUAACUGGGUCUUUCAUAUUCAUCUCUGAAAUUUUAGUGUUUUCCUGUUCUUGUCUUUACAUUAUAGGUAUUAUUAUGUCUUUUUGUUGAGUUUUGGCAUUAUACUGACAAAUGAAAGGUAUAGUUCAAACUUUUCUCAGUAAGUUUUGGAUAUGAAUAACUUUGUAGAUGAAGGGACUAUUGAUGAAAUUUUCAGGAAAAUUAACUUUUAGCAACAUAAGGGUUUGACAUGCAUUUUAUGCCUUUAAAAAUGAGAUAAGAAACAGCAUGGAAAACACCAAAAAUCUUUUGCACAUUGAUUGUUUUAACCUAGCUAGUGAUGUGAAAAGGCUAGAAUUACACCUAUUGUAAACGUCUAUGGUUAAGCUAACAGACACUAGUUAAAACUUUAGACUGUUAAAUUAUGUAAAAACUCACCAUUUGUUACUGUUGAUAUUUAUCCUCAGGCUGUUUACUAUGGUAUUACUGCCCUCAAUGUUUACAAGUUUUUUUAAAUAACUCUGUGUAUUGCAUUAUAUUUUAUUAUGUGUCUAGUAUUGCUGUUUAAUUCAAUACUGAUUUUAUAGAGUAUUAAGUUUGUGUCAGUAUGCCCAGGAUUCUUGCCAUUGUAAUUUUUCAUUUUUUUUUUUGACGAAAAGUGAUAGAUGAUAAGAGCUCACAAAUAUCCCCCCGCCCUCACACACACACACACACACACACACACACACACACACAGUACUGGUAGGAUGAUGUUAGACUGCAAUACCACAGAUUUAGAUUGAUCCAUCUGAAUCGACCUAACUCCCUGGGGGUUCACGCUAAAUUACUGUCAGCCGAGC